AUGAUUUAACACAACUUUAACCCAUUUAGAAAAAGUAAUCGGUAAACAUAUUCAUUAUUUGAUGAAAAAAGUUCAUAUGAGAUAAAAGUUGAAGAUGAAUAGGCAAUAUUGAAACCUAUACCAAAAUAUGUUUGGGAAGAUGAUUACUAUGAAUAAUUGAAAUUAGAGUUAAAAUAUUAUAAGGUAGACAUAUAGGUAUUAUCUCAUUCUGAAUGGGAACAUCUUUUUCUAACAGGAAUGUAUGAUUCUAACAAAAAUUUAUUAUUAUCAAUAUUUACUACAAGAUCAUUAACUGUGAGGUAAGUAUUUGAUUUUAUAACAAUGUAAUGUUAAAUGACUCGUUAAUUUGAGCAUCUUAAAAAACCAUUGAAAGAAAAAAAUUAUGAAUCCAUUAUUAAAGAUGUACAUAGAACUUUUAAGAGUUCAGAUUAUUUUUAGAAGGAAGAAGCACUUUAAAGACUUUAGGAUAUAUUAGUGGCUUAUUGUAAUUUGGAUUCAGAGGUUUCCUACGGUUAAGGUAUGAACUUCAUUGUAGCAGCUCUUAUGUAUUUAGAUUUCAAUAAUGAUGAAGCUAUCUUUGAAAUUUUAAGGACUGUAGUUAUGGAUAAAGAAUGGAGACUACUUUAUAUUAACGGAUCACCAGGACUAUUCUUUUUGAGAGCAAAAUUCAACUUUAAAUUUUAAAAAAGAAUGCCUGAAUUAUAUUAACAUUUUCUAAGUGUUGGAAUAGAGGAUAUGAAUUUGUGUGUAAGUGCAUUUUACUUAACUUUAUUUAUGUAACAUGCUCCAAUAUAAUUCUCUUUAGUGUUAUUGGCUAUGUAUUUUAUUGAGGGUCAUGACAUUUUAACUAAAAUGAUAUUAUCUAUGAUGAAGUAUUUUGAGAAUUAUUUAUUAAAAUUAAACGACUUUUAACAAAUAAUUGAGUUUAUCAAAAGAGGUCUGAUAAAUAAUUUCUAUCGAGAAAUUCAACAAUGUAGGAAACAAUAGAGAUUAGUAUAAGUACUAUUAGAUAUUGGGUUAAUUAAAAGGAAAGAUAAAUAACACAAUCAAAAAACAAAAAAGGGAUAAAUGAAAUAAUUAAUUGAUAAGCAAUUAGGAAAUGAUGUUUAUAGUUAUUUUUUUAGAUGA
This is a messenger RNA of Paramecium pentaurelia, 1128 nucleotides long. Lineage: Eukaryota; Ciliophora; Oligohymenophorea; Peniculida; Parameciidae. The record is from the annotation of a GenBank genome assembly.